CCUCUUGGUAGUGGGAGAUGCAUUGUCAUGAGUUGGUCGUUCACACCCUUGGGAAGACUGGUAGGUAUGGGGACAAGAUGAUUCUUAACCGCAAAGCCAACUCCAGAUUCACAACGUUCAUCACUGCUACGUCCCCACCAAAAGAAUGUGUAACCACCUCCUGUUUCUGUGAGCUGACCUUCGUUGGCUAGGCGAGUUUCACACAGGGCCACAAUAUCAAUGUUAAAUCUUGUGAGCUCUCUGGCGACCAGGGCUGUUCUUCUUUCUGGUCGAUCUGCUGAGGGGUUGUCUUGAAGCGUGUGUACAUUCCAUGUGCCAAUAGUCAGUGGUGUUACCUUGCGUUUGCAUUUUGUUUGCAGUUUUGUUGUUCAACCGCAUAAGAUGGAAUUCCCUCCAGCUGGCCAGGAUUCUGUGAAGCAAACAAUGUUUAGGGCACCUUUUCUAGCCCCUUGCUCUUGCUACAGAGGUGAGCAGUGCGGUCCUAAAGAGGGCUGCUCAGUCACUCAGGUAGACACUGAAUCCAGCUGUUGCUUUGGUCAGCAAGAAGACGACCAUUAGACCUGAGCCGCCUGUGUGCAGGUCUGCGGCUACAGCUCCCAGUGUAUCCACACCUGCUGCUUCAUCGCUCUCCCAUCACCACAGGACUUUGAGGUUUACUAGAACUGAGGAAGUCAAGACUUGUGCGUGGAUUGGAUUAAAGUGAAGGAGAGGUGCGCAUAGUCAGCCUCACUCUCUCUUCCCAGAAUCCAUCUUGCUCCAGUGGCAGCACAAGAGUCAAGACGUUUGGAGAUGGACUGGGCACAGUGGUUGACCAGGGCGUCUUCGUGUCUUGCCGUGCUCUUAGCGUACCACAACGCUUGCAGAAACCGCCUUCAUGAAAAAUAACCAGUGGGCAGAAGGACUGUUGCCCAUGUUCUGCCAAACCCUAUGUUGUUGUUGUUUAGGUUCAAGAUAAGAAGCAAAGUAUUCUUUAAUGAAUAUAGUGUUUUAGGAAUUAAGCAUCUCACUACUUCUAAAAUGUCUCUAAUAAUUUUGCUUGUGCUCAUUGCUAUAUUGAAUAUUAUACUUAGAUCUCAAUAGCCAUUUGUAAUUUUGUAGGGUGUUCAUCCUAAUUUUUUUUUCUCUGUUGCAGGAGAGAUUACUGUAAGCAAAAUAUGGAAUGGGUUUCAUUUGGGACUGAAUCCAGCCAAACAAACAGUAUUGACAAUAGCUUGAAAAUCACCAGUUAGCAGUUUCUUCACGCUCCAACACUACACAGCACUUUCCAGAGAGACCUCAUUGUGUGCAAGAAAUCUGCUUUACAAAUCUGCCUCGGUACCCUACAGCUUUGUCUCAUUAAAUACUUACAAAAGAAAAACCUAUCUACAAAAGUUCUUGGGGAAAAUGGCAUUAGAAGAAUACCUGUGGAUGGUCAUUGUGGGUUUUAUCAUUGCUUUUGUUUUAGCAUUCUCUGUUGGGGCAAAUGAUGUUGCCAAUUCUUUUGGUACUGCUGUGGGCUCUGGUGUAGUUACUUUGCGCCAGGCCUGUAUUCUUGCUUCUAUUUUUGAAACUACGGGUUCAGUGUUGCUAGGAGCAAAAGUAGGUGAAACCAUUCGUAAAGGCAUAAUUGAUGUAAAUCUGUACAACAACACUGUGGAUCGACUAAUGGCAGGAGAAGUCAGUGCAAUGGUUGGAUCUGCUCUUUGGCAGUUAAUUGCAUCAUUCUUGAAGCUCCCCAUAUCUGGAACUCAUUGCAUUGUAGGUGCCACCAUUGGAUUCUCAUUAGUUGCAAUUGGUACAAAAGGAGUCCAGUGGAUGGAACUUGUAAAGAUUGUUGCUUCUUGGUUUAUCUCCCCUCUGUUGUCUGGUAUGAUGUCUGGUGUGCUGUUUCUGCUGAUUAGAUUCUUCAUCUUAAACAAGGAAGACCCUGUACCUAAUGGUCUCCGUGCUCUUCCAGUAUUCUAUGCUGCUACAAUAACAAUUAAUAUGUUUUCCAUAAUGUACACUGGUGCCCCAGUUCUAGGAAUCAGUCUUCCUAUAUGGGCAAUAGCACUGAUAUCAAUUGGUAUAUCACUAGUAUUUGCUGCCUUAGUCUGGAUAUUUGUGUGUCCAUGGAUGAGAAGAAAAAUAGCAAGUCAGUUAAAGAAAGAAGGUGCAUUAUCAAAGAUCUCUGAUGAAAGCCUUGACAAAAUUCAAGAUGAGGAUAUGCCUGUCUUUAAAGAACUUCCUGGUGCCAGAGCAACUGAUGAAAGUAUUAUUCCUCUUACUGGUUCUGUAACAGAAGAGGCUGGUGCAUCAGAUAAUAUAGCAAAUGGCAGUCAUCCACGUGUGCCAUAUGGAAGGGCAUUUUCAAUGACACACAGUAUGGUGAAAUCACCUGUUUCCAAUGGCACCUUUAAUUUUGAUGGUCACAUGAAGAGUGAUAUACAUGUAUAUCACACUGUGCACAAAGACUCAGGGUUGUACAAAGACUUACUGCACAAAAUACAUCUAGACCGAGGUAAUGAUGACAAGCCUGCACAAGAAAAUAACUACAAGUUGCUACGACGCAAUAACAGUUACACUUGCUACACAGCUGCCAUAUGUGGGAUGCCAGUGCAUUCUUCCUUCAAGGCUACUGACAUGUCAACUCCAGAAGAUAGUGAAAAGCUAGUUACAGACACAGUAUCUUACUCAAAAAAAAGAGUUCGCUAUGACAGCUACUCCAGCUACUGCAAUGCUGUGGCAGAAGCAGAAAUUGAAGCAGAAGAAGGUGGUGUGGAGAUGAAAUUGGCAUCUGAGUUAGUUGAUCCUAACCAUCCCUCGGAGGAUCCUGCAGAAGAAGAGAGAGAUGAGAGAGACUCCUCAGAGGUCCACCUUCUUUUCCACUUUCUCCAAAUUCUUACAGCUUGUUUUGGAUCUUUUGCUCAUGGAGGUAAUGAUGUUAGCAAUGCUAUUGGCCCUUUGGUGGCCCUCUGGCUGAUAUAUGAUCAAGGUGCCGUAAUGCAAGAAGCUCCUACUCCUGUUUGGCUGCUACUGUAUGGAGGUAUUGGCAUCUGUGUGGGCCUCUGGGUCUGGGGCCGAAGAGUGAUCCAGACAAUGGGAAAAGACCUCACACCCAUCACACCUUCAAGUGGAUUUUGCAUUGAAGUAAUGUGUGCGCUAACCGUACUUGUAGCCUCAAAUGUGGGUAUUCCAAUAAGCUCCACUCAUUGCAAGGUUGGUUCUGUGGUAGCAGUUGGCUGGAUCCGCUCCAAGAAGGCUGUUGACUGGCAUCUCUUUCGCAAUAUCUUUCUAGCCUGGUUUGUGACUGUUCCUGUAGCUGGCUUAUUCAGUGCUGCUGUUAUGGCAGUCUUAAUGUAUGGUAUCCUGCCAUAUGUCUGAUCUGGUGUUCCUUCCAGGAAACAAGGGAGUCUCUCUUUGAAAUAAAACGGCAAGAUUUCUCCCUCAUAGUACAACACUCCCUGUUCAAACCAUACUGUAAGAGCUAAUCAGCGAGGCUUUAUCUUCAGUAUCUAACAUCUACUGUAUAUCAUCAGUGUCACUGGUUAAUUUUAACACUUUGGUGCCGUUUUCUUAUGUAUUAAAGAAAUAUAUAUAUAUGCUUAUAGUAGAUAACACUACCGUAAAUUAUAAGUAACAUGAAAAUAAUUGCCUGGAAGUGAAUCUCUAGUAAAACUUGUACAUAAUGUAUCAUUUAGUGGCAUUUUUAAUCUUUUAGAGAAGCUGGGAUGUUUGUCAAUUUCAUAUAUAAUGAAGCAAAGUGCAAAAUGGUUAUGAUACUUUUAAAAAAUAUUAUGUUUAAUGAUACUAGAACAAAGCACUGCAGAGUACAGUGGGAAAAACAUGAUUCAUAUCAUAUUGUUGCUUAUAAUACUGUAUGGACAUUGAUUUUAUAAAUACUUACAAAAAUGUAGCUUUUUAACAGUGUAUUUCCCUGUAUAUUUUGGAUAAGAAUGUUUAGAAAGUACCAAAGAAUGGGAAUAGCUUGUCAGUAUUAUAUUGUUUAUCUGUGUGUGUGUGUGUGUGUGUGUGUGCAUGUGUGCACUUUUUCUCUCCUCCCCAAAUAACUUUCCAAUAAAAGUUAUUUUCUAUGCAUUGGCCACCGACAUAGAUUUCAGUUUUACUGUAACUAGCAAAGUGUCAUACUGUUACAGUCUAUUUAUCGAAUGUUAUCCAUAUAGAUAAACCUAGUUUCCAUAUGUGUCACACCUCAGAUUUCUUCAAACAAGUGCCCAUCAUCCUAUAUGAUUCCAGUUCUACUUGCACAACAUCCAUCUAUUAGCAAGUUCAGGAGAAGGUGAGGAUUGAGGCUGUUUUGCUUUGCUUCUGUUGCCUCCAGUAAGUCUCAACUAUACAAUGUCAACUGAAGAAUGAUACACUGCAUAUUGGUGGUGGCAACAGGGGUCAAGUUAGGCUAGUUUGGGUUUUUAAUUAGUAGUCAAAAUGUUUGAACUGGCUGUUUAAAAUUGUCAUACAAAUAACUGUUUAAAGGAGGAACAAAAAUAAGAGCCACUACUGAUACCAAACUUGAGCAGGUUGAUAGCUGCUGAAGCAUGGCUCUUUCCUUAAUCCUGUGACUCAGUAAUAUUAUAUAAUAAGUCUGAGGCCAUGUCAAAGAAUCCAGACUUCUGCUUUUAAGGUGAACAUUGCUGUAGUUCAGUGCUGACAUGGGAAGGAGCUGCAGCAUGAGCUCUUAACAGUGUCACUUGGGAUGUAGGAUGCUACCAAGGAUGGCUGAUUGGAAAGAAUGCAGUAGCUUCUGCGUUGCUAAAAUUAUUACAGAGAGACCUUUUACCUCUUUAUGAAGAGGCAUCCUAGUCUGCCAGUCCCGUGUACUUUAUAAGCUGAAUGUACCAUGCUACUGAACAGGCCUAAUGGUUUUUGGCCUUAGAACUUCAAUUUUCUGUAAUUCUUUGGCUAUCCACCUGAUAAAGUGUUUCCCUUGUUAUAUAAAGAGCCUGGCAGAUACCUGGUGGAAUCCAGUUUCUGUUGCCAUGGAAACCUUGAGCACAGACUUCUAGUAAGUUCUCUUGCACAAGUCAUAUCGAAAUUUUGCUAUUGUAUAGCUCCUGUUUGUUUCCUUUGUGCAGGAGUAUUUCCCAAAAAAUUGCUUCUUGGCAUUUGAAUAAUUAUUAUUGUGGUGGUGCUCUGGUUGGGUUUCCUGGAGGUGGUUUGAGAAAGCAGUGCUUACAAAAUGCUGGGAGCUAGGACUGUUGAAAUGCUGCUAAACUUUUGAUACAUGAGCUUUCUUGGUACUCCAUUGUGAUUCUUUUUCAUUGGUAAAACAUUCUAAAUUUAUAAUAAAAAUUAAUUAUCCUAGGA
Messenger RNA from Varanus komodoensis (Komodo dragon), 5283 nucleotides. RefSeq names its product solute carrier family 20 member 2 (gene SLC20A2). Gene Ontology annotation, biological process: phosphate ion transmembrane transport. Gene Ontology annotation, molecular function: phosphate transmembrane transporter activity. The record is from RefSeq and is a predicted model, not a curated record. Lineage: Eukaryota; Metazoa; Chordata; Lepidosauria; Squamata; Varanidae. Gene Ontology annotation, cellular component: membrane. The transcript is spliced from 10 exons. Bases 1384 to 3342 code for a protein of 652 amino acids.